Messenger RNA from Dimorphilus gyrociliatus, 2199 nucleotides. NCBI's taxonomy places the organism in Eukaryota, Metazoa, Annelida, Polychaeta, Dinophilidae. The record is from the annotation of a GenBank genome assembly.
ACUCUGAUGCCUUAUUUUACUACAGACUGACUGCUUUCUAUUUUGAGAGUUAUUUAAAUGGCAUCAAUACGAGAUUAUGAUCAAAUAUUAUGCAUUAUUUGCAUGUCAAAAAUACAAAAUCCUUUAAUGAGUAGAAUAUGUGGUCAUUCUUAUUGUGAUACUUGUAUUCUUUAUCAAUUGGCCGAAAAAGAAGUUGAAUCGUGUCCUAUUUGUUCGAAAGCGUUAAGCGAAAGAGAUUUGGUGGAAAAUAUACACUUGAAAGACUAUUUAAAAUUACGCCAGUUUCAUGUUAGUCUGAGACAAUGCUCAAAAUGUCAUUCGGAAGGGAUUUGUUCAUUUCAUAAGUUGUUGCGCAAUGAGAACUCAUUCGAAGAUGACGAACUAGCGAAAUUAGAUUGUUUUGAAAAGACAUUGAAUGGUGAUACUGAUAAAUUGCCAUCAUUUAGUAUGAUAAAAGAUGAACUUGAAUCAGACAAGCGUACAUGUCAAAUAGAUUUGGAAACAGUUCGUAGAGCAGCUAGAGAAUGUAAUUUAAAACUAUCUGAAGAGAUGAUGGAAGACGAUGAGAUUGAAGAAUCUAAUCCAAUGAUUGAUCGUCAUAUAGAAGAUAUUGAAAAAAUUUUGUUAUCUUAUGGCAGGGAGUUACCAUCUUAUUUUCAAGAUCUUGGUCCUAAAAUAUGUCAGAUAUCUACAUUUAGUUUCCCUAAUUUAGAAGAAGCUAAUGGUAAUUCAGAUGUAGGAGAAGUAGAACUUUUAAAGCAAUUAGAUUCUCCACCACCUAUCUUGAAGUCUAUACCAGAUGAAGAGUAUAAAUCAAAACCUGAAGCAGCUUUGAAAGAUUAUGUUAAAUUGUGUUUAGGACAUAAGUAUAUGUCCUCAAAAAAUAAGCUAAGUGAUUCUCCAUCAAUAAAAGAAUUGGAAGAUGCUUACGAGGAAAAGCAAGCUGAAGAAGCAUCUCUUUCUGCCAAUAAAAAUGUUCGUAAAAGUGAUUUUCAAAAAGGUAUAGAAAGGAUUAUCUGUGCGGCAAUUAGAUAUUCAAGUUUAGAACAAUUAUAUAAAUUUCAUGGUACUGUAAAUACCAACACAAUAACUCCUAGUAUUCAAACAAUAAGCUUCAAUAGAACUGGAGAGUUGUUUAUUGCUGGCGGCACUAUGAGAUUUGUCAGAGUUUACGAAUUUGAAAAUAUGAUAAAAUCACCACAGAAUUUGGCACCUUAUGUAAACAAUUUCGAUUGUCAGCAUAGAGUGUUUUCAUCUUGUUUCAAUCCAGUUGAGGAUGCAAUCUUUAUAACAGGGAAUAGUAAUGGUGAAUUGACAUGGUUCGACUCAGUUCAUUGUUUGCAGAAAAGUAUGGAUAGUCUUGUAUCAUCUAGUCAUUCUCAAAAUCAUGCUGUAUUUUCAUUGGAUUGGUCUUCGUGUUUUAAAAAUGUUUUGGCUUCCGCUGCAGCUGAUUCAAUUUUGAAAAUAUGGGAUAUCAACAUAUCAAAGCCAAUUGUAAAGAGUAUUAAGAUAAAAGAUCCGAUAAAUUGUGUUCACUUCAACCCAGUGGACUAUACAUUAUUAGUAGCCACAGAUGCCUAUUCUAUUUUUACACUAGACUUUCGGAUGUUGAAGAAAGAAUCAAGGAAUUUUAAGAUUUACGCUCGUAAAAUACCUUACGCUAAAUGGAUAGAUCGUUCACAUUUUUGUACAAGUUCCAAUGAUGGAACUGUUCGCUUGUGGCAUAAAGAUCAUAACACUCCUCUUAUGAAAUAUGAAGAUCACAAACUCACUGAAAAUUUUACAGGAUUUGACGUAAAAGAUGAUCUAAUAGCGGUCGGUAGCGAAGACGCUAAAGUUUACAUAUACGACAAACUAUUGUCAAAGUCAAUACUAUCUCAUGAAUUUCAAUUUUCCACAACCCUUAUGCAAUUAGGAGGCGACGAUAUAAUAAGUGGUAGCAAAUUAAAUUCACUUAUUCCUAGAUCUAUGACAUGGAGGCCUAGGGUUUACCACGACGGACGAAAUAUUUUAGCUGUUGGAACAAGUACCGGCGAAAUUCAAAUAUUAUCACCAAAAAGAACCUACGAAUCAGAAGACAGUUAAGAUAAUUAGUUCAAUUAAAUAUUUGAACUUUCGCUAAUUUUCUAUUGUUAAAGAAGUUGAAUUUUUUUUUUGUUAAUUUUAAAAAUUUCUCAAGUUAUAAAAAAUAAUGAAAAU